AUGUAUCAACAAGACUACGAACGCAAAAUGUUUUCCUUGCUGGAGGACAAUACGUACAAGGUGGAAACCAGGGAUUCAACAACAGGAAUACAGAAAAGCACGAACGCUCUGGUCGAGCGACUCUACAAUCUCCAGCUGAUCGACACACGAAUAAAAUACCGUCUACCUACAGUCUACCACAGCCUGGUGCCAAAUGUUACUGCACCCACCUACCCGCUGUCGAAGUUUUUGACUAAUGUCCUCCAAAGAUCCACCCACAGUGAGUACAACAUCAAAGACAAUUUCGAGAUCGCGGAAUACAUACGCAACAUAACGCUACGAAGAGAAGACAAGUUCUACAUCCAGCUGUUCGGCACAGCGAUGGGCAGCCCUCUGUCACCCGUCCUAGCGGAUAUAGUGAUGAAUACCCUACUCGACAACACGAGAAGGCAGAUUCCAUUUGAAAUGCCUGUCCUCAAAAAGUUUGUUGACGAUCUGAUUCUAGUGCUACCUGUAGACCAGGUCGACCUGUUCAACAUCUACAAGCCACAUAUCCAGUUUACCAAAGAAGAAAAAAUUGAUGGGAAGCUCCCAUUCUUGGAUAUGAUCGUUACUCGAAACCCUGAUCAAAUACUGUCCACUCAAUGCAUGAAAAGCAACGUCACGGAAAACCUAAUAUAUAGAGUCAAUCGCCUAUCCAACAACCAAAAACUUCAACAACAGAAUCAGACAGUCUUCAAAAUACUUCGAAUGAACGAUUAUCCGGCAAAGCUCAUCAAGAGGCUGACCAGUAAGAUGACAGUCUCUCACUCGCAUCACAACGAAGUUGUCACGGUCGAAAAUCCACCAGAAACCAGCCAAUCCGUGAACCUGAACACGAACAACAACAAUGAUCGCGGGACGUCCACCGAAAACAUCCUGUAUCGCUCGCUGCCUUAUGUUCCUGUCUUCUCAUCCCACACCACGGUGAAGAUUAUCGGCAACAACAAAGAUCCAGUGGAACCGCCGCUACAGUCAAACGUCGUAUGUAUAUCGAAUACCAUGCAACGACUGUCCAACGGUAUAUGUACAUCGGUAUGA
Molecule: messenger RNA, 1059 nt
Organism: Aedes albopictus (Asian tiger mosquito)
Lineage: Eukaryota; Metazoa; Arthropoda; Insecta; Diptera; Culicidae
Exons: 4
Coding region: 1-1059 (352 amino acids)
Source: RefSeq, a predicted model, not a curated record